AUGGCAGAUAUUACAUUAGAAAAUAUCAAAUAUGCACAUUCACCAAUAACAGAAUUUAAAGCCAGGAAAUUGAUAAGAGAAUAUCUAUUUGAUAUAAAAGAUAAUAUAAAACUUUGUAUGAAAUUAGAUGCGGAAAUUUAUUACAAGUUUUUAAUACAGCCACACAAAAAAAAUGAAGAUUAUAAAAAAGAUGAAAAAGAUGAAGAAAGUGUUUUGCGAAAUUAUGCUGCAGAAUUAGUGGAAUAUGAUGAUAUGAUAGAACUUCAGAAAGGAUCUCAAUAUAAUUGGCAAGAAACGAUAUUCGAAUGGAUUUUAUCACUCAAAAAUAAACAUAUUACUUAUAAUCAUGCAGUUAUUUUCGAUGUACAUUCAAUUAUUAAUAUUGAAAAAAUUCAAGAAACUUUGAGAAAUUUAAAAAUCAAUGUAUUUGAUUUUACUGAAGAUCAAAGCAAGAAUCUCGUUUGGGGACAUUUUGAAGAUACUAAAAAUAGUAAUAUGUUCGCCGUAAUUGGGGAGGGAGCUAUUUCACAAAUGUUAAGUUACAAAAAUAAAAUUGAUCAUUUUGACAAUGUGAUAUCUCAACUUUACUAUUAUUAUCAAGAAAAUCCAAAUGAAAAUCCACUUUACUUUGUAAAUGAUAACAUAGGAGUAUUUGAUUGGACAUAUUCUGAAGAAAUUGAUCCGGUUGAUGAAGAUGAUGCUAUAAUUGCAAUUGUAAAUAUUUAUUCGAGUGAAGAAAUGUUAAAUUUAUUUACACGUCUGAAUUUUCAGAGAAUCAAAGUCUGUCAGCCACAAAAUUUAUCAAUUGCUGUUAUUACUAGUAGUUUCUUAUAUAAUAAUAUGUUGGAAAAUGUUCUUCCUUAUUAUGAUUGGUUGUUUUGGAUGGAUAUGGAUGCAAUAAUUGCUAAUCCUAAUAUUACUAUUGAAAGUCUUUUGGAUAAAUUUAGAUUAAUGGUAGAAGAUUUUGAGGAUAUAGAUUUUGAUGAUAUAGAUUUAAUAGUGGCUAAACCAUCACAUGAUCACACUAUUAAUGCUGGAAUAUUUUUGAUAAGGAAUUCAGAUUGGAGUAAAGAAUUUUUGGAAGAUGUACAAUUACAACAACAAUAUUUUAAAACAAAGAUGUAUGAACAAGGUGCAAUGUGGGAUUUAAUACAAGAACCAAAAUAUAAAUCUAAAGUAAUGUUAGAUCGAGAUGAUCAUACAUUCAAUACAUUCCCUAAAAAUUAUGUUUCUGGUGAUUUUAUUAUUCAUUUUGCACCCGAUGGAUGUCCCGCCGAAUCGAUUCUUGAUGCAUUCGUUAAAUUAGAGGAAUACCAAAAUAAUCCUGACAUGGAAAUUUCAUUUUAA
This is a messenger RNA of Diversispora eburnea, 1347 nucleotides long. The record is from the annotation of a GenBank genome assembly. NCBI's taxonomy places the organism in Eukaryota, Fungi, Glomeromycota, Glomeromycetes, Diversisporales, Diversisporaceae.